AUGGCCGUCCCCAGCUCGCCGUCCCUUCUCCUCGUCGCGGCGAUGGUCCUCUGCGCCGCGACGACGCCGGGCGCCGCCCAGGCCGUCACGACGAGGAAGUACCACUUCGAUGUGGGAAUGACGAGCGUGACGCGGCUGUGCGGCACCAAGAGCAUCGCGACGGUGAACGGGCAGUUCCCGGGGCCGACGCUGUUCGCGCGGGAGGGCGACCACGUGGAGGUCAACGUGGUCAACAACUCGCCCUACAACAUGAGCAUCCACUGGCACGGCGUGCGGCAGCUGCUCAGCGGCUGGUACGACGGGCCCUCCUACGUCACGCAGUGCCCGAUCCAGCCGGGCCAGAGCUACGUCUACCGCUUCCAGAUCGUCGGGCAGCGGGGCACGCUCUGGUGGCACGCGCACAUCUCCUGGCUCCGCGCCACCGUGCACGGGCCCAUCGUCAUCCUCCCGCCCGCCGGCGUGCCCUACCCGUUCCCGGCGCCGGAGGCCGAGGUGCCCCUCAUGUUCGGCGAGUGGUGGCGGAACGACACCGAGGCCGUCAUCGCCCAGGCGCUGCGGACCGGCGGCGGGCCUAACGUGUCCGACGCCUAUACUAUGAAUGGACUCCCCGGCCCGCUCUACGCCUGCUCGGCCAAGGACACGUUUAGGUUGAAGGUGAAGCCUGGCAAGACGUACAUGCUCCGGCUCAUCAACGCCGCGCUCAACGACGAGCUCUUCUUCGCGGUGGCAAACCACACGCUCACCGUCGUCGACGUCGACGCGCUCUACGUCAAGCCCUUCGCCGUCGAGACCCUCAUCAUCGCGCCCGGCCAGACCAGCAACGUGCUCCUCACCGCCAAGCCGGCCUACCCCGGCGCCAGGUACUACAUGCUGGCCCGCCCCUACACCAACACGCAGGGCACCUUCGACAACACCACCGUCGCCGGCAUCCUCGAGUACGAGCAUGAUGACCCCGCCACCGACAACACCACCGUCGCCGGCAUCCUCGAGUACGAGCAUGAUGACCCCGCCACCGGCAAGAGCCUGCCCAUCUACAGGCCGACCCUGCCGCAGAUCAACGACACCAGCGCCGUGUCCAACUACACCGCCAAGCUGCGCAGCCUGGCGAGCGCCGCGUACCCGGCGGCCGUGCCGCAGGCGGUGGACCGGGAGUUCCUCUUCACCGUCGGCCUCGGCACCCACCCGUGCGCGCCGGGCUCCCCCGUGAACGGGAGCACGUGCCAGGGCCCCAACGGGACGGCCCGGUUCGCGGCGUCCAUCAACAACGUCUCCUUCGUGCUCCCGACCACGGCGCUGCUGCAGUCGCACUACACCGGGAUGUCCAAGGGCGUGUACGCCUCCGACUUCCCCUUCGCGCCGCCGCGCCCGUUCAACUACACGGGCACGCCGCCCAACAACACGAACGUGAUGACCGGGACCAAGGCGCUGGUGCUGCCGUUCGGCACCGCCGUGGAGCUGGUGAUGCAGGACACCAGCAUCCUCGGCGCCGAGAGCCACCCGCUGCACCUGCACGGCUUCAACUUCUUCGUCGUCGGCCAGGGCUUCGGCAACUACGACCCGGCCAAGGACCCCGCCAAGUUCAACCUCGUCGACCCCGUCGAGCGCAACACCGUCGGCGUCCCCGCCGGCGGCUGGGUCGCCAUCCGCUUUCGCGCCGACAACCCAGGUGUAUGGUUCAUGCAUUGCCAUUUGGAGGUGCACAUGAGCUGGGGGCUGAAGAUGGCGUGGCUGGUGCUGGACGGAAACCUUCCGAACCAGAAGCUCCCGCCGCCGCCGGCGGAUCUCCCGAAAUGCUAG
This is a messenger RNA of Triticum turgidum subsp. durum (durum wheat), 1797 nucleotides long. NCBI's taxonomy places the organism in Eukaryota, Viridiplantae, Streptophyta, Magnoliopsida, Poales, Poaceae. The record is from the annotation of a GenBank genome assembly.